Messenger RNA from Aquila chrysaetos chrysaetos, 1171 nucleotides. RefSeq names its product metabolism of cobalamin associated B (gene MMAB). The record is from RefSeq and is a predicted model, not a curated record. The coding region runs from base 1 to 696 and encodes 231 amino acids. Lineage: Eukaryota; Metazoa; Chordata; Aves; Accipitriformes; Accipitridae. Gene Ontology annotation, molecular function: corrinoid adenosyltransferase activity. The transcript has 9 exons.
AUGCUGCGGCGAGCGGCGGCAGCGGGCCGGGGCCUGCGGGGGCCGCUGGGGGCGGCGGGGCGGCGGCAGCAGCAGCGGCAGCGAAGCGGGGAGGGCAGCCCCGACGGCGGCUCCCGCAGCGACCGGGCCCCGAAGAUCUACACGAGGACGGGAGAUGCAGGCUUCUCCAGCACCUUCACCGGGGAGCGGAGGCCGAAGGCCGACCGGAUCUUCGAAGCCCUGGGAGCCACCGACGAACUGAGCUCGGCCAUCGGGCUUGCUGGUGAAUUUAUGAGUGAAAAGGGCCACACAUUUGUUGAACAACUUCACAAAGUCCAGUGUAUGCUGCAGGAUGUGGGCUCCAACAUCGCGACGCCUCUCUCCUCAGCCAGGGAGGCUCACUUAAGACGAACAUCUUUUAGUGAGAAGCCAGUUCUGGAACUGGAGCAAUGGAUUGACAGUUACUCAGAGCAGCUUCCUCCACUCAGAGCUUUCAUCUUGCCAUCGGGAGGUAAAAGCAGUGCUGCUCUCCAUUUUUCCCGAGCUGUCUGCCGCAGAGCUGAAAGGUGCGUGGUUCCUUUAGUACAAGCAGGGGAAGCAGAUCCAAACGUGGCCAAGUAUUUAAACAGACUGAGCGACUACCUCUUCGUUUUGGCACGUUACGCUGCAAUGAAGGAAGGGAAGGAAGAGAAAAUAUAUGUAAAGCCUGGACCGUAACUGGGAGGUUUGUUUUCCUUGAUCAUUGGAAGAUAAAUCCAGCAGACUGCUUUCCUCCAUCGAGGAAGGGAAAGAGAACAAGUCUGGAUUGGAAAUGUGAGCUGCCAAGAACUUCCAGCUUAAAUAACUAGGACCUUGUUCAUAAAUACUGUGAGGAACACAGCUGUUCUGUUCACUGGGCCUUAUCCACAUACCCCUUGUAUAAAACCGUGGUGAUGGCAUCAGAGUUACUGUUUGCCUGGGGUUGGAGUUGAGGCAGGAGACUUCAAAGAACUACAGCUGAUUUCUAGAUGUCUCCAUUUCCCUGGGCAGUGGCAGGUGCUGUGGAAAGGCUUUGACAGGACUCUGAGGAAUGAAGAAAAGAAAACAAUCAGCUUCUCUUUGUAAGUCAUAAUGCUCGUACAGAACAGGAACUGUGUAGAGAUUCAGGAACUCUGUCCACAAGCUUUGAAAUAAUAAAUGUGAUUUACUUGUA